AUGUGUCGAGUUCGGUGUUGCUUUGAGUGUCAAUUUAUAUAUCAAAAUGCUAAUUGUCAGGAUCGCUCCAGAUCGCCUGUGAGAACUCGCUCAAAGUCUCCUCCAAGGAGAAGAGACUACCAGGCACCCCGUGGGGACAGAAGAGAGGGCAGAGGAGGUAGAGGAGACAGAGGGGGUAGAGGAGACAGAGGAGAGAGAAGAGGAGACAGAGACAGAGGAGAGAGAAGAGAUGACAGAGGAGAGAGAAGAGGCGGAUACUCCAGAAGAGAAAGAGGUGAUAGGGGAGGAUUCAGAGGAGGAGAAAGAAGAAGACCACCUUCGCAUGAAUCUACCGUGGCUGCCGCUGACGACCACAGAUCCAAAGUGGAGCGUAACUACAAUCACUCAAUUUUCGUUGGAAACAUCCCAUUUGAGACGACUGCCAAGGAUAUAGAGGAUAUGUUUGGCUCUAACUUCACAAUUGUGAGAGCCGACAUUGUCACCAACCGUGGUCGUUCUCGUGGUAUGGCCACAGUGGAGUUUUCCAGCAAAGACGAGGUGGACAACGCCAUUUCCAAGUUUGACAGAACCGAAUUGAAUGGUAGAGAAAUCUUUGUCAGACAAGAUUACCCACCUCCAGAGGAAAAGAGAAGACAAGAGCGUGAAAGAUCCGAGAGAUCCGAAAGACCAGAGAGGGUUGAUAGAUCUGAAAGAAGAGACCGCUUCAACGAACCUCCAAUGGCCGGAACAGAAGUAUUCGUGGGUAACUUGCCAUUUUCAGUCACUUGGCAAACAUUGAAGGACUUGAUGAGAUCAGCAGGUGAUGUGGUAAGAGCUGACAUCAAGCAGAACAAGUGGGGUAGGUCCAGAGGUUUUGGUACGGUGGUUUUUAACACUCCUGAAGAGGCUGCUGCAGCUGUGGAGAAGUUCCAGGGCUACAAUCUUGAGGGCAGACAAAUCGACAUCCGUCCAGGCAGAGACCUUUCCAAGAAGGACAGAGACAUCCCUUUCCAUAAGAACACUCCAUUCACUGAGGGUGUCACUGGCAAUGGUCCAGAAUCUGCCGUUAUCUUUGCUGGUAACUUGCCAUACAUCACCACUGAGAGCGACUUGUUUGAGUUGUUCGAGACCAUUGGCCACGUCAACAAGGCCGAGAUUAAGUACAAUGAACAAGGCAGAGCUAGUGGAAAUGCUGUGGUGGAGUUUGAGCUGGUGGAUCUUGCUGCUUCUGCCAUUCAGAACUUGCAUGGUUACAACUACGGAGGUAGAGACUUGCUGAUAACUUUUGCUAAAAGAGGUUCAGGCGACUCUGUUGACAUUGCUGUUGAUGGUGAGGAUGCGAUAGUUGAUGCUGCUGAAGAUGCUCCUAUUGACGUUGCAGCUGAGGCUGCACAAGAAAUCGAAGCAGACCCUGUAGUGGAGCAAGAGCCAGCUGUUGAGGCCGAUGUGGACAUGAACUAG
Molecule: messenger RNA, 1440 nt
Organism: Sungouiella intermedia
Lineage: Eukaryota; Fungi; Ascomycota; Pichiomycetes; Serinales; Metschnikowiaceae
Source: the annotation of a GenBank genome assembly